GAAUGGGAUUGCAGGAUAGAGUUCGAAAGGUAGCGCUGGACAGUGGAGUGAAACCUGGCAGUUAUUUGGACGACAUUUGCCCCCACAUGAGUGUUUUGAUAUUAUCAAGUAAAAGUGACAACACGAACAAAAACUAUUUUAACGCUUUCAAAAGAUGGGAGACCUUCAUCAAAUCACAUGGACAAAGAGCACUUCCGGCAAACCCCAUUCACGUUGCAUUGUAUUUGACACACCUUUUAGAUAAUGGCACAACGCAACAUCCAAUUAAUUCGGCUGUGUACGGGAUCAAGUGGGCGCAUGACUGUUUGGGUUUUACAGAUCCUACUAAAAAUUCAUUUCUUCUAUCUAUACAGGAAGCAGCAAGGAGAAAAGUUUCUAAAACUGUGAACAAAAAGGAACCGAUUACCAAAGUAGUGUUAAUAGAAUUAUGUAGUAAGUUCCAGGAAUCAACAGAUUUGUUAAUUAAUCGAAAUCUCACAAUGAUUUUGUUUAGUUUCGCUGGUUUCUUCCGAUUUGAUGAGUUAAGCUCUCUCUUUUUCAACGAUGUACUAAUUUGUGACGAUUAUUUAGUGAUAUGCAUCAGAAAAAGUAAGACAGAUCAAUAUCGGCAAGGGAAUGAAGUACUUAUAUCAAAAGGGGAUAUGCCUGCCUGUCCGGUGAGCAUGUACCAGCGCUAUUUGGAGCUUCUUGGUGAUGUUGAUAUCGGGCUUCAUUCUUUAAGGUCGGGGGGAGCGACUGUGGCUGCAAACGCUAGUGUUGAUGAUAGAUGUCUCAAAAGACAUGGCAGUUGGAAAACUGAUAGUUCAAAAGACGGAUAUAUUGUUGAUUCAGUUGAGAAGCGAUUGCAAGUCUCUAAAUCUCUUGGUUUGUAAUCACAGUCGUUGUUUUUGCCCAUACUUUGUAAUUUCUAGCGCACGCUCGGCUGGCUGUCAUGCAUAGCAUGUUGUUGUGUUUCAUGUUGGUAUAAAAGUAAUGGAGUGAAUACUGAUAUUUUCCCUCGUUUCGAUAGUAUAGGGGGGAAAUGUUGUAUUAAUGACAAGAUGUUUAUACACAUGUAGUGUGGAUUGGUCAGAGAGUGACCAAUAGAAAUUGAUUUUGAUGUAUAAUAGAGAACUGGUUUUAAAGGUUGGUCACUUCUAGCUGCCGAUUUAAG
Messenger RNA from Saccostrea echinata, 1153 nucleotides. RefSeq names its product integrase/recombinase xerD homolog. The coding region runs from base 3 to 872 and encodes 289 amino acids. The record is from RefSeq and is a predicted model, not a curated record. Gene Ontology annotation, molecular function: DNA binding. The transcript is spliced from 2 exons. Gene Ontology annotation, biological process: DNA integration; DNA recombination. NCBI's taxonomy places the organism in Eukaryota, Metazoa, Mollusca, Bivalvia, Ostreida, Ostreidae.